CCGCGCCUUCGCUGCGCGCGUCACUGAGGCCCCGGGCGCCGGAGGACGCGUUCUGCAGCCAGUGGGAGGGGACGCCGUGUGCUCGGGAGGAUCGGCGGCCCGGGGUCCCUGGUCGCUGGCUCCGUCCCCCGCAUCACCCGGCUCACACCUGCCCGCGUGGGGGAGCAGCGGCUGGGGGCUCUCUGAGCCGGGAGAGCCCGACAGCUCAGGAGAGUUCCUGGACUCCCCAGCCCCAGAGAGGAAUCAGAAGCCUUGCCCUGAAUCUAACCCUUCUCUUCCCAACUCUAAGCCUCCCAGACUGAGCAGCCCCUUGUGGGAACUGUUGAAGUUUUGACAAGAGAAAGAAGGAAGGAAGAGUGGCUUUUAAGCUUCUGCUUGGAAGUGGGCCUUGUGCACAUCAUGUCCAGUUUUGAAGAUGCUGACACAGAAGAGACAGUAACUUGUCUCCAGAUAACGGUUUACCAUCCUGGCCAGUUGCAAAGUGGAAUAUUUCAGUCAAUAAGGUUUUGUAAAAGAGACAAAUUCCCUUCCAGUGAAGUGGUGAAAUUUGGGCGAAAUUCCAACAUCUGUCAUUAUACUUUUCAGGACAGACAGGUUUCUCGAGUUCAGUUUUCUCUGCAGCUGUUUAAAAAAUUCAACAGCUCAGUUCUCUCCUUUGAAAUUAAAAAUGUGAGUAAAAAGGCCAAUCUGAUCAUGGACAGUAGAGAGCUGGGCUACCUAAAUAAAAUGGACCUGCCAUACAGGUGCAUGGUCAGAUUCGGAGAGUAUCAGUUUCUGAUGGAGAAGGAAGAUGGCGAUUCAUUGGAAUUUUUUGAGAUUCAAUUUAUUUUAUCUCCAAGAUCACUCUUGCAAGAAAACUACUGGCCACUGCACAGGCCCAUACCCGAGUAUGGCAUUUAUUCAUUCUCUUCCUCCCAAAGCAGUUCUCCUACAGAAAUGGAUGAAAAUGAGUAAUGAAUACAGAAGGUCUAAGAGAAGAAAUAUGAAGGAUGAAGAACUCUGUAGAUGCUCUACAGACACUGCUUAUUAAGCGUUUGUUAGGGUAGUAUGUUAUAGUCAUCUGUUAUGCUGUGAAAUUUGGAAUUUCAGUGUUAUCACUUUGAAGUCUGUAAAUUGUGUUAGUCAUUAACUUAGUCACCUGCUGUAUUCCUGGAGCUACACAAAAUUAUUUUAACCACUCAUCUGUGAGGAUUAAUAUACAAAAAGAUAUCCUUUGGGAUGAAAUAGUGUUCUCAAAAUAAGGUUAUAUUAUUUUCUUUUUCUGCUUGAUUUUCAUCUGUUUUUUGCUUUGUUUUUGUAAGGAACCGGCUCUUGGUUUGGUCACAUUAUUUCACAGCAGCCAUUUGUUUUCAAGGCCAAGGCUCCAGGCAGGUUGUUACCCGUGUUCGUAGCCUGUCAGUACUUGCAGCACCGGAGUACUGGAAUAGGUUCUAGAAUAGCGUCUGUGCAUCACUGUGGGUUUAGUAUGGGAGGACUUACUUGAGAAAUACUACCUUGCUUUUCUAUGACUUCUUUUUACAGAAUUGUAGUAUGUUUGCUCCUAAGACGACAGCUCUCUUUAUCUAUCAGCAUCUAAGACAAAUAUUUAAACAUUUUAAAGCACCACUGUGUUAUGUUUAGAAUUAUUUACUUACAAAAUUAGAAGUUUGAUUUUUAUGUUAUACGAAAUUUUAAAAUUUCACAAAUUCACCUUUGUAAUAGUAUCCAUGUACAUAAUAAAGUCAAUUUUUUUCUAGAUAAGGGAAAGAACUGUUCUUGGGCCACCUUUCAUAGAUAAAUGUAUGUGAAAAUGUUUGUAAUAAAUACUUAAAUAUUUCCAAAUGUUAA
This is a messenger RNA of Callithrix jacchus (white-tufted-ear marmoset), 1827 nucleotides long. RefSeq names its product TRAF interacting protein with forkhead associated domain (gene TIFA). Gene Ontology annotation, molecular function: protein binding. The record is from RefSeq and is a predicted model, not a curated record. Gene Ontology annotation, cellular component: cytoplasm. NCBI's taxonomy places the organism in Eukaryota, Metazoa, Chordata, Mammalia, Primates, Cebidae. Gene Ontology annotation, biological process: cytoplasmic pattern recognition receptor signaling pathway; positive regulation of canonical NF-kappaB signal transduction; innate immune response.